Lactuca saligna is the source of this 1962-nucleotide messenger RNA. The record is from the annotation of a GenBank genome assembly. NCBI's taxonomy places the organism in Eukaryota, Viridiplantae, Streptophyta, Magnoliopsida, Asterales, Asteraceae.
UGAAACAUUCAUAGUAAUUAUUUUAAAACGUAGAUACACAAACACAUUUGCCCCAAUUUUCGCAUAAUCUCCAACUUUAUACGUUAACGCAAAAAUAUCAUAAAUAUGAUAUUUCUCGUUUGUUGCACCAUAAAUGCUAUAUAAACACCGAAGAACUUGUAUGUUUGUAGAAUUUAUAUGAUAUAUCUCGUUUGUUGCAUCAUAAAUGCUGUAUAAACACCGAAGAACUUUAUAUUUGUAGAAUUUACGCAUUUAAACACCUGCAAAUACUAAUACUUUGAAACACUACAAGGGAUAUAUUCGAAUUUUCAUCUGGGAUAUUUCUCUAUGGAUCUUGAAUCGGUUUUUAGCUUUUGGGGUUUUGACAGAGAUUUAGGGUUUGGGGUUUUGAUCGUGGGAUGUUUAAAAAAGUUCAUGGAUCUUUUAGGUCUCUUAAUUUUGCUUUAUUUUGGUAUAAAAAUUUUCAACGUUGGGUUUUUUAAUCGGUUUCUAAACUGGUUGUGCUUGAGAAAUUGUUUCCAUGGGAACUCCGAUUCGAAGACGUCGAUUUGUAAAUGCGGAUUGAUGAGUUUUUUUAAUAUUUCGACCCCGACAAUGAUCGAGAAAUGGGAGGUGGUUAAAGAAACUGUAAAUAGCAACGCAAGCGAUCGUUCAGAUGCUGAUAAACAAGAGCAUUGUGACGAAGAAGACCAAGUGUUCGAUGUAAUGACUCUGAGAAGAUUGGUGAAGAUAGAGAGGCAGCGAGCGCAUGAUGCUUACAUAGAACUCGAGAAAGAGCGAAUGGCGUCCACCACUGCAGCCGAGGAAGCAAUGGCUUUGAUUUUGCGUCUUCAGAAUCAGAAAAGCGUCCUUGAAAUGGAAGCCCAACAACAUCAAAGAUUGUGUCAUGAAAAGCAACUCCAUGAUCAAGAAGUUAUUCAAUCGUUGAGGUGGAUUGUGAUGAAACAUGAAUCGGAAAGAAGCAUAUUGGAAGAUCGUUUAAGAUUGUAUAAACAAAGAUUGAAGCUGUAUCAGAAUUACGAUGGUGAAAAUGGAAGUGAAUGGAUUAAUGGAUCUUUGAGUCGUCUUGAUAACCUCGAUGAAGGGCUCGUUAGCUCUCUUGAAUUGGGUUUGUCGCCAUGGUAAGAGAAUAUGAUUCAGUUGCUUAUGCUCACGAUUUAUCCGUCUUCGUUCUUCAUUUGACUAUGUAAGGUAUUUUUUUUAAAUGGCCUACAAGGAAAAAAAAUAAAGCUAAUGGUGGUGGUAUAAAUAGUUUUUAAUAUUUUGGAUGACGAUGAAGAGUCGGAGGAAACAUAACUAUGAAAUGUCAAAGAACAAUCUGUUUAAAAAGGAAAACUACAUCAAAUUUGCAUCCUUUCUUCUUGUUAAACUUACAAUUAAAUCUAUAAUGCAAAGUAAGGAAAAAUUACAUGAUGUAGAUUUAACUAUUAUUUAAUGGUUUUAUGAUACAUGUGUGCCUAUGAAUGCUUGUAAUUGCUUUUAUUUUAAACAUAUGGUGGAUAAAAUAGUAGGAUUUGGUUAUGGUUACAAAGCACCUAAUGAUCAUUCUUUUAGGGUCAAUUUGUUAACAGAUGCUAAGAAGUCAGUUUUACUAUUACUGAUUUGUAUAGUAGCCAAUGGAUUGAAAGUGGUUGCACGAUAUAAGUGAUAGGUGGAAGGAGAUUUUGGGCAACGCCAUUUGAUUAAAUUAUUGGUUUAUUGUCCCAAAGGGAUUCGUUUCUUAAAUAUCUUGAUGUAUCAGAUAUAAAGAGCAAUGCUUCAAAUUUGUAAUUCGUAAAAUGUUGUUCAAAUUGUUAACUACAAAGUUGUUGGUAAUGUGUUAUGUAAAACAUAUAUUUCUAUCACAUUGUCUUGAUCUUGUAUUAAAGGAUGUUUCGAAAUUUUAUAGCAUGAAAAGUUUGGUCUCAAAGGCUUGCUUUUUUAUUUAUAAUCAAGUGGCCCAUGAAUUGGUUAGGAAAAGAC